UAUAUCACCCAGGUUAUUGAAAGUGCCUUUACUCGGUUGCCUUCGACGAAGACACUUCACUUUUACUUUGUCAAACCGACCAACUUUCGUCAAUCAUGCGCGAGUGUAUUUCAGUCCACGUUGGGCAAGCCGGUGUCCAGAUUGGUAAUGCUUGUUGGGAGUUGUACUGCCUUGAACAUGGAAUUCAGCCUGAUGGUCAAAUGCCCAGUGACAAGACGAUCGGAGGCGGUGAUGACUCGUUCAACACAUUUUUCAGUGAAACUGGCGCAGGAAAACAUGUUCCUAGAGCUGUUUUCGUCGAUCUGGAGCCAAGUGUAGUCGAUGAGGUGAGAACUGGAACCUACCGUCAACUAUUCCAUCCAGAACAAUUGGUCACAGGCAAAGAAGAUGCAGCCAAUAAUUAUGCCCGAGGUCAUUAUACUAUUGGGAAAAGUCUCAUUGAUUUAGUACUUGAUAGAAUACGAAAAUUGGUAUGUACAGCAAAAAACUGAAUGAUGGCAUUGAUUAUUUACAGGCAGUUAUAACAG
Exaiptasia diaphana is the source of this 527-nucleotide messenger RNA. Its product is annotated as tubulin alpha-1D chain-like. Gene Ontology annotation, molecular function: structural constituent of cytoskeleton; GTP binding. NCBI's taxonomy places the organism in Eukaryota, Metazoa, Cnidaria, Anthozoa, Actiniaria, Aiptasiidae. The transcript is spliced from 3 exons. The coding region runs from base 96 to 491 and encodes 131 amino acids. Gene Ontology annotation, biological process: mitotic cell cycle; microtubule cytoskeleton organization. The record is from RefSeq and is a predicted model, not a curated record. Gene Ontology annotation, cellular component: microtubule; cytoplasm.